Malassezia japonica is the source of this 525-nucleotide messenger RNA. RefSeq lists its product as uncharacterized. Gene Ontology annotation, cellular component: nucleus. Gene Ontology annotation, biological process: protein import into nucleus. Gene Ontology annotation, molecular function: guanyl-nucleotide exchange factor activity; small GTPase binding. The coding region runs from base 1 to 525 and encodes 174 amino acids. The transcript has a single exon. The record is from RefSeq and is a predicted model, not a curated record. Lineage: Eukaryota; Fungi; Basidiomycota; Malasseziomycetes; Malasseziales; Malasseziaceae.
AUGGCGCCGAUCCGCGAGCUUUUUGGCGGCGCGAUUACGAUGGCGCUGCAGGGCGACUUUAUGGACGCAAGCGAUCUCCGGCAGGUGCCGGACAACCAAGAGGUGCUUCUGUCGGGCGACUCGAGUGUCAGCCUCAUUCUCGAGGUGCUGCAGCAGGUCGCCGACGGUACAGAUCCCGAGGCGAUGGACAAGGCCGCGCGCUUCCACUUUGACUCGCUCGCGCACGACAACUCGGCGACCAACGUGCACGUUGACUGGAUCGAUGCGCCGGAUGCGAAGGCCGCAGAUAACGCGACGCCGCGCCCCGCGCUCCUCAAAGGGACACAGACCGUGAAAAAGUUCGGCAAGGUCACUGACGAGGACGUGGUGCAGAUCUGGAUCGCCGUGUGGCGCCUGCCUGGCAAGCACGUCGACCUGGUCCUGUCGCGCAACAACCCCGACGCAGCCGACGUGGAUCAGCAGUCGCAGGACUUUCGCGCGACCGCCGGCUCGCUGCGCAUUGUCGACUGGAACUUGUUUGCAUAG